Hippopotamus amphibius kiboko is the source of this 3793-nucleotide messenger RNA. It is a transcript of the gene ITGAD, whose product is annotated as integrin subunit alpha D. The coding region runs from base 1 to 3489 and encodes 1162 amino acids. The record is from RefSeq and is a predicted model, not a curated record. Gene Ontology annotation, biological process: cell adhesion mediated by integrin; cell-matrix adhesion; integrin-mediated signaling pathway. Gene Ontology annotation, cellular component: external side of plasma membrane; integrin complex. NCBI's taxonomy places the organism in Eukaryota, Metazoa, Chordata, Mammalia, Artiodactyla, Hippopotamidae. Gene Ontology annotation, molecular function: integrin binding. The transcript has 30 exons.
AUGCACUGCUUGGGGAUGGCCUUUGCAGCCGUGCUGCUCCUGGCUGUCCUGGCUUCUUAUCAUGGAUUCAACUUGGAUGUGGAGGAGCCCAUGGUUUUCCAAGAGGAUGCAGCCGGCUUUGGGCAGAGCGUGGUCCAGUUUGGCAGAUCUAGGCUCGUGGUGGGAGCCCCCCUGGAGGUGGUCGCAGACAACCAAACGGGACGUUUGUAUGAUUGCAUGGUGACCACCGGCCUGUGUCGGCCCAUCUCGCUGAGCACCCCCCUAGAGGCCGUGAACAUGUCCUUGGGCCUGUCCCUGGCAGCCUCCACCAAUCCCUCCAGGCUGCUGGCCUGCGGCCCGACCACGCACAGAGCCUGCGGGGAGAACAUGUAUGUAGAAGGUGCUUGCCUCCUGCUGGGCUCCCAGCUGCAGAUCAUCCAGACAGUCCCCGCCACCCUGCCAGAGUGUCCGAAUCAGGAGAUGGACAUUGUUUUCCUGAUUGACGGCUCUGGCAGCAUUAACAAAAAUGACUUUAAACGGAUGAAGAACUUUGUCAGAGCUGUGAUGGAUCAGUUCAAGGACACUGACACAUUGUUCUCGCUGAUGCAAUACUCAAACCAACUGAGGACCCACUUCAACUUCGGCCAAUUUCAGACCAGCCGGAGCCCUCAGAGCCUGGUGGAUCCCAUUGGCCAACUGACUGGGUGGACGUUCACAGCCACAGGCAUCCAAGCAGUGGUGAAAGAACUAUUUCACAGUAAGAACGGGGCCCGUAAUAGUGCCAAGAAGAUCCUCAUCGUCAUCACAGAUGGGCAGAAGUAUAAAGACCCCCUGCAGUACAGCGACGUCAUCCCCCAGGCAGACAGUGCCAAUGUCAUCCGCUAUGCCAUCGGGGUGGGAGAUGCUUUCCAGCACCCCGCUGCCAGGAAGGAGCUGAACGUCAUCGGCUCAGUGCCUUCGGAGGACCACGUGUUCCAGGUGGACAACUUUGCAGCCCUCAGCAGCAUCCAGAAGCGGCUGCAGGAGAAGAUCUUUGCCGUCGAGGGAACGCAGUCAAGGACCAGUAGCUCCUUCCAGCAUGAGAUGUCUCAAGAAGGCUUCAGUUCCAUCCUCACAACGGAUGGACCAGUUCUGGGGGCUGUGGGGAGCUUCAGCUGGUCUGGAGGUGCCUUCUUGUACCCCCCAAAUACAAGCCCCACCUUCAUCAACAUGUCUCAGGAGCACGUGGACAUGAGGGACUCUUACCUGGGUUACUCUGCAGAGCUGGCCAUUUGGAAGGGGGUACAGAGCCUGGUCCUGGGGGCCCCCCGCCAUGAGCACACCGGGAAGGCUGUCAUCUUCACACAGGUGUCCAGGCAGUGGAGGCCAAGGGCUGAAGUCACAGGGACCCAGAUCGGCUCCUACUUCGGGGCCUCCCUCUGCUCCGUGGAUGUGGACAGAGAUGGCAGAUCUGACCUGGUCCUCAUCGGGGCCCCUCAUUACUACGAGCAGACCCGGGGGGGCCAGGUGUCCGUGUGCCCCUUGCCUCAAGGGAGGGCUAAGUGGCAGUGUGGUGCUGUCCUGCGAGGGGAGCAAGGCCACCCCUGGAGCCGCUUUGGGGCAGCGCUGACGGUGCUGGGGGAUGUGAAUGGGGACAGGCUGACGGACGUGGCCAUCGGGGCCCCUGGAGAGCAGGAGAACCGGGGUGCUGUGUACCUGUUUCACGGAACCUCAGGAGUGGGCAUCAGUGCCUCCCACAGCCAGCGGAUCGCAGGCUCCCAGCUCUCCCCCAGCCUCCAGUAUUUUGGGCAUUCGUUGAGCGGGGGUCAGGACCUCACCCAGGAUGGACUGGUGGACCUGGCCGUGGGGGCCCGGGGACACGUGCUGCUGAUCAGGAGCUUGCCAGUGCUGACCGUGGAGGUGGCUAUGAGAUUCACGCCCCCGGAGGUGACAAAGGCUGUGUACCAGUGCUGGGAAGACCUGCCCCUGGAAGCUGGGGACGCCACAGUCUGUCUCACUAUCCACAAAGUCUCACACGACCAAUUAGGUGACGUCCAAAGCUCUGUCAGGUACGAUCUGGCAUUGGAUCCAGGUCGUCUGAUUUCUCGUGCCAUUUUUAAUGAGACCAAGAAAUGGACUCUGACUCGAAGAAAAACCGUGGGGCUGGGGGAGCACUGUGACACCAUGGAGCUGCUUUUACCAGACUGCGUGGAGGACGUGGUGAACCCCAUCAUCCUGCGACUCAACGUCUCCCUGGUUGGGGAGCCCAUCUACUUCUCUCAGAACCUUCGCCCUGUGCUGGCUGUGGGCUCACAGGACCUCUUCACCGCUUCCCUCCCCUUUGAGAAGAACUGUGGGCAAGAUCACCUCUGUGAAGGGGACCUGGGUAUCAGCCUCAGCUUCUCAAGCCUGGACACCCUGGUGGUGGGGAGCUCCCUGGAGCUCAAUGUGACAGUGACCGUGUGGAAUGAGGGCGAGGAUUCCUACAGAACUGUGAUCAGCUUCUACUAUCCAGCAGGGCUGUCCUAUCGACGAAUGUUAGCAAUCCAGCAACCCCAUCAGCGUCCCCUGCGCCUGGCAUGUGAGGCAGUGCCCACUGGGAACGAGGGCCUGAAGAGCAGCAGCUGUAGCAUCAACCACCCCAUCUUCCAAGAGGGCACUGAGGGCACCUUCAUAGUCAUAUUUGAUGUCUCCUACAAGGCCACCUUAGGAGACAAGUUGCUUUUGAGGGCCAAUGCAAGCAGUGAAAAUAAUAAGCCUUCAUCCAACAAGACUACCUUCCAUCUGGAGCUCCCUGUGAAAUAUUCUGUCUACACAGUGAUCAGCAGGCAGGAAGAAUCCACCAAGUACUUAAAUUUUUCAGCUUCUGACCAGAAGAGCAGAAAAGCCGAGCAUCGAUAUCGUGUGAAUAACCUGAGUCAGCGAGAUCUGGCCGUCAGCAUUCAUUUCUGGGUCCCCGUCCGGCUGAACGGUGUGGCUGUGUGGGAUGUGGCUGUGGUGGCCCCUCCACAGAGUCUCCCCUGUGUGUCAGAGAGGGAACCUCCCCAGCAACCUGACUUCCAGACCCAGAUUCCAAGCAGCCUCAUGCUGAACUGCUCCGUUGCUGACUGCCUGAGGUUCCGCUGUGACAUCCCCUCCUUCGGGGUCCAGGAGGAACUUGACUUCAUCCUGAAGGGCAACCUCAGCUUUGGCUGGGCCAGCCAGUUGUUGCAGAAGAAGACAUUGGUCGUGAGUGUGGCUGAAAUCAUGUUCAACAGAUCUGUGUAUUCCCAGAUUUCAGGACAGGAGGCAUUUUUGAGAGCCCAGGUGGAGAUGGUGCUAGAAGAGUAUGAGGUCUACAACCCCCUCCCCCUCAUUGUGAGCAGCUCUGUGGGAGGACUGCUGCUGUUGGCGCUCAUCACAGCUACACUGUACAAGUGUGGCUUCUUCAAACGUCAGUACAAAGAAAUGAUGGAUGACAAGCCUGAAAACACUGCCACAUUCGAUGGGGAGGAUGUCAACUGUGAGGACCCCAAUCAGCCUUUGUCCUAGUAAUCCACUUUCCCGUUUAUCUCUACCCCCACGGGCUGAUCUUGACCUAACCUACAAAUUGACUUCCAUGGGAAUAACUUCUGCCUAGAUCUGGACUGGCCUGAGCGACUUACCAGGUGCUAAGUCAUCUUCCCAAGGCGUUGAAAGGUUUUUUUGUAUUUUUACAAAUUUGCCAGACUGCUUCAGUGAUGACCCACUUUUUACACAAGUGGGCAUGAUGCCAGCAUGAAUUCUCAUACGUAUUAGAAUUGUCACAUUAAAUGAGGAUGUUUAUAACACAAUUUCCUUGUAUGGAAGACGUCUA